This is a messenger RNA of Verticillium dahliae VdLs.17, 864 nucleotides long. RefSeq lists its product as uncharacterized. Gene Ontology annotation, molecular function: methyltransferase activity. The record is from RefSeq and is a predicted model, not a curated record. Lineage: Eukaryota; Fungi; Ascomycota; Sordariomycetes; Glomerellales; Plectosphaerellaceae. The transcript is spliced from 3 exons. Bases 1 to 864 code for a protein of 287 amino acids.
AUGGCAGAGUCUCAGAUUGGAAACACCCCAGAGGUCCAGUACAAAUGGCGCCACGGCCGUCGCUACCACGCCUACCGGGAGGGGCAGUACAACUUUCCCAACGACGACGAGGAGCAGGAUUGCCUGGACAUGUGUCACCAUGUCUUCUACCGCCUCACCAAUGACAGGCUGUUCAUGGCGCCCAUCGACCCCAGUGGAAAACGCAUCCUCGAUAUUGGGACCGGAACCGGGAUCUGGCCGAUCCAGCUGGGGGACGAUCCCAUACAACCAGAGUGGGCCCCGCCCAACGUCAAGUUCCUCGUGGACGACGUCGAGCUGGACUGGGCGGAGCCCGAGCCGUACGACCAUAUCCACUGCAAAUAUAUGGCCGGGUCCAUCAAGGACUGGCCACGACUUGUGCAGCAGAUCUACGAUAAUUUGAAGCCUGGUGGUUGGGUCGAGUUCCAAGAAGCUGAGAACACCUUGCUCUCCGAGGACGGCUCCCUGAAACCCUACAAUGCGAUGGUGGUCAUGAUGGAGGGCCUCAAGGACGCAUGCAACAAGAUCGGCCGCACUAUGGAUCCUGCCCCUUCUUUCAGGGGGUGGGUCGAGGGGGCCAGUUUCGAGAACGUCAACUCGCAGAUCUUUAAGCUUCCCGUAGGUAGCUGGGCGAAGGAUCCGAUGCUGAAAGAGUGCGGCACGCUGAUGCGAAUCAACUUUCUUGAUGGAGUCGAAGGCUUUACCGCCGCUCUAUUUAGGGACGUCUUACUGUGGAGCCAGGAAGAGGUGUCUGUUCUCAACGCCCAAGUGUGGACCGCAGUGAGGGAUAGGGAUAUUCACCCUCUGUUCAAUGUUCAUGUUGUCACCGGGCAGAAGCCGUCCUAA